Messenger RNA from Arabidopsis thaliana (thale cress), 3838 nucleotides. Its product is annotated as Disease resistance protein (TIR-NBS-LRR class) family. Gene Ontology annotation, molecular function: ADP binding; NAD+ nucleosidase activity, cyclic ADP-ribose generating. The transcript is spliced from 6 exons. Gene Ontology annotation, biological process: defense response; signal transduction; response to stress. Bases 110 to 3763 code for a protein of 1217 amino acids. The record is from RefSeq and is marked reviewed. Lineage: Eukaryota; Viridiplantae; Streptophyta; Magnoliopsida; Brassicales; Brassicaceae.
UCUAGUGCUUAUUAAUGCAAAGAAAACAGAGGUCAUUGACUUUCUUCGUUUCCUCUUGAGUUUCUCAUCUCAUGAUCGUUGUUCCUUUCGGAAAACAAAAAACAUUACAAUGGCUUCUUCUUCUUCUCAUAACUGGGUUUACGACGUUUUCACAAGCUUCAGCGGGGAAGAUAUCCGUGUAACUUUCCUCACCCACUUUCUCAAGGAGCUUGAUCGAAAAAUGAUUAUUGCUUUCAAAGACAAUGAGAUUGAGAGAGGGAACUCGAUCGGUACCGAGCUUAUACAGGCGAUAAAGGAUUCGAGGAUCGCGGUGGUUGUGUUCUCCAAAAAAUACUCUUCUUCGAGUUGGUGUUUGAAUGAGUUGGUAGAGAUUGUGAAUUGCAAGGAAAUUGUGAUACCAGUUUUCUAUGAUUUAGAUCCUUCUGAUGUUAGGAAACAAGAGGGAGAAUUUGGAGAGUCUUUUAAAGAGACUUGCAAGAACAGAACAGAUUAUGAGAUACAACGUUGGGGCCAAGCGUUGACCAAUGUAGCAAAUAUUGCUGGAUAUCACACUAGGAAACCGAAUAACGAAGCAAAAUUGAUUGAAGAAAUCACUAAUGAUGUUUUGGAUAAACUAAUGAAGUUAACACCAUCGAAAGAUUUUGAUGAAUUUUUUGGCAUCGAAGAUCAUAUCAAAGAGCUGAGUUUAUUAUUGUGCUUGGAAUCUGAGGAAGUGAGAAUGGUUGGGAUAUGGGGUCCUACGGGGAUUGGUAAGACAACCAUUGCAAGAGCUUUAUUUAAUCGAAUCUACCGUCACUUCCAAGGUAGGGUUUUUAUAGACAGAGCUUUUAUAUCUAAGAGUAUGGCUAUUUAUAGUAGAGCAAACUCGGACGACUAUAACUUGAAGUUGCAUUUGCAAGAAAAGUUGUUGUCUAAACUUUUAGACAAAAAAAACUUGGAGAUAAAUCACCUAGAUGCUGUGAAAGAGAGGCUAAGGCAAAUGAAAGUUCUUAUCUUUAUUGAUGAUUUGGAUGAUCAAGUGGUGCUAGAAGCCUUAGCCUGUCAAACUCAGUGGUUUGGGCAUGGAAGUAGAAUCAUUGUGAUUACAAAAGAUAAGCAUCUCUUAAGGGCUUAUGGGAUUGAUCAUAUAUAUGAGGUUCUUCUCCCGUCGAAAGACCUUGCUAUUAAGAUGUUUUGUCGAUCUGCUUUUAGGAAAGACUCUCCACCCAAUGGUUUUAUAGAACUUGCUUAUGAUGUUGUAAAACGUGCAGGUAGUCUUCCUUUGGGUCUUAACAUUUUAGGUUCGUAUUUACGGGGUAGGAGUAAGGAGGAUUGGAUAGAUAUGAUGCCGGGGCUUCGUAAUAAACUAGACGGGAAAAUUCAGAAAACACUUAGAGUCAGCUACGACGGGUUGGCUAGCGAAGACGAUCAAGCGAUAUUUCGUCAUAUUGCAUGUAUUUUUAAUUUUGAGGCAUGCAGUGACAUCAAGAAACUGCUUGAAGAUAGUGGCUUGAAUGUCACUAAUGGGCUUAUAAACCUUGUCGAUAAGUCCCUCAUACGUAUAGAACCAAAGCAGAAAACUGUGGAGAUGCAUUGUUUGUUACAAGAAACGGCUAGAGAAAUUAUUCGUGCACAGUCUUUUGAUGAUCCUGGAAAACGAGAAUUCCUUGUGGAUGGGAAGGAUAUUGCUGAUGUCCUAGAUAAUUGCAGUGGUACAAGAAAAGUCUUAGGUAUAUCAUUGGAUAUGGAUGAGAUUGAAGAGUUGCAUCUACAAGUAGACGCCUUCAAAAAGAUGCUUAAUCUCCGUUUUCUAAAACUUUACACAAAUACAAAUAUAUCAGAAAAAGAAGACAAAUUGCUCUUACCUAAAGAAUUCAACUAUUUACCCAAUACACUCAGAUUACUAAGUUGGCAAAGGUUUCCAAUGAGAUGUAUGCCUUCUGAUUUUUUUCCUAAAUAUCUUGUUAAACUUCUAAUGCCGGGGAGCAAGCUCGAGAAGCUGUGGGACGGAGUAAUGCCGCUUCAAUGCCUCAAGAAUAUGAAUUUGUUUGGAUCUGAAAACCUUAAAGAAUUCCCAAAUCUCUCGCUAGCAACAAACCUAGAGACAUUGUCUCUUGGCUUUUGCUUGAGUUUGGUUGAGGUUCCUUCCACUAUUGGGAAUCUCAAUAAACUUACGUAUUUGAACAUGUCAGGAUGCCAUAAUUUGGAGAAAUUUCCGGCUGAUGUCAACCUCAAAUCUCUCUCUGACCUCGUUCUCAAUGGAUGCUCACGUUUGAAGAUUUUUCCCGCUAUAUCAAGCAACAUCUCAGAGCUAUGCCUAAACAGUUUAGCAGUUGAGGAAUUCCCAUCCAACUUGCAUCUAGAGAAUCUUGUUUAUCUUUUAAUUUGGGGAAUGACGAGUGUCAAGUUGUGGGAUGGCGUGAAGGUGCUUACAUCCCUUAAAACUAUGCAUUUGCGAGAUUCUAAAAACCUGAAAGAAAUCCCAGAUCUUUCAAUGGCAUCGAAUCUUCUGAUACUAAAUCUUGAACAAUGCAUAAGUAUUGUGGAGCUUCCUUCCUCUAUUAGAAAUCUCCAUAACUUGAUAGAGUUGGACAUGUCAGGAUGCACAAACCUGGAGACUUUUCCAACUGGCAUCAACCUUCAAUCUCUAAAACGCAUAAAUCUAGCUAGAUGCUCACGGUUAAAGAUUUUUCCGGAUAUCUCAACCAACAUCUCAGAGCUUGAUCUAAGCCAAACAGCGAUUGAAGAAGUUCCUUUGUGGAUCGAGAACUUCUCUAAGCUCAAAUACUUAAUAAUGGGAAAAUGUAACAUGUUGGAAUAUGUAUUCCUAAACAUUUCCAAACUGAAACAUCUCAAGAGCGUUGACUUUUCAGACUGUGGGAUAUUGUCUAAAGCAGACAUGUACAUGCUACAAGUACCCAAUGAAGCUUCCUCUUCACUUCCAAUUAAUUGUGUCCAAAAAGCUGAGCUUAUAUUCAUCAACUGCUACAAGCUGAAUCAAAAAGCUCUCAUUCGCCAACAAUUUUUUCUGAAGAAAAUGAUUUUGCCAGGUGAAGAAGUGCCUUUUUAUUUCACUCACCAAACAAUAGGAAGCUCUAUUGGUAUCCCUCUACUUCACAUAUUACUUUCUCAACAAUACUUCAGAUUUAAGGCUUGUGUUGUGGUUGAUCCCAAGUUUGUGUUCCCAGCUCGUCGUUAUCACGUAAACAUCCAGGUUUCUUGUCGAUUCAAAGGCAUAUAUGGGAACUACUUUGAUUAUGCUGAUCAGCCACAUUGCUUCUCACCAUCUCAGACGGACAAUUAUGUGUAUGUAUUUGAUUGUUGUUUCCCUCUUAACAAAGACAAUGCUCCUCUAGCUGAACUCGACUAUGAUCAUGUGGAUAUAGAAUUUCAUCUUGAUGAUAACUACAAUCACCACAAAAUAAAAGGAUGCGGUAUACGACUCUCUGAGGAUGAUGAAAGCAGUGACGAUGAUGAUGACCUAAGCAGUGAAACUGAUUAUAGUGAUGAGUGUGAAGAUAGCGAUGAUAGUGAUCUUGGAAAUGAAAUUGAUUACAGUGAAGACUAUGAAGACCGCGAUACUAGUGAUCUUGGAAAUGAAACUGAUUACAGUGAAGAGUAUGAAGACCAUGAUAGUAGUGAUCUUGGCAAUGAGUAUGACUAUAAUGAAGAGUGUGAAGAAAAUGAUGAUAAUGAUCUUGUACUUGAGACUGAUCACAAUGAAGAGUGUCAAGACAACGAUGUGGAGAAGAAGAGAAGUAGUAAGCGAAUGCGGAUUAUGUGAAAAAAAGACAAGUACCUAUAGAUUUGCUCUAUAAUAAAACAUCAAGGGUCUUAGGUAAUUCAAAAAUACCAAGGA